Molecule: messenger RNA, 3424 nt
Organism: Hemibagrus wyckioides
Lineage: Eukaryota; Metazoa; Chordata; Actinopteri; Siluriformes; Bagridae
Gene: eef1db
Product: eukaryotic translation elongation factor 1 delta b (guanine nucleotide exchange protein)
Exons: 10
Coding region: 67-1683 (538 amino acids)
Biological process (GO): translational elongation
Cellular component (GO): eukaryotic translation elongation factor 1 complex; cytosol
Molecular function (GO): guanyl-nucleotide exchange factor activity; translation elongation factor activity
Source: RefSeq, a predicted model, not a curated record
AAGAACAAUCUGAGCACACAUUAGUGCCAUUUGUUUGGUUAUUGUGUUACUCUUUACUAAAGCGUAAUGCCUCAGAGAAUUGCGAUCAAUUCCAAUGUGGAAGCCAAACCCGCUGACGUCGGAGGCGGUUUAUCCAGCGCAGUCGUACAGGGCCUGUAUUCGGAGCGUGCUGCUAUAUGGUUUGACUGCAGAGCGUACGAAAGAGCAGAAAGCCACUAUUAUAUGAGGCUUCAAGAGCAGCAAAAUGGGACCACGUCUGCUGCAAGCACCUCAAAUUCCCAGCGCAGCCGAGAAAAGUCUCAGAAACGCCCCGAAUCAGUUCCCACUCCUCAUUCUCUUCCAUUCUUACCCGAAAGCCCUUCGACCCAUACGUUAUGCGAUGAAGGCUACCUAUCACAAACCCCAACUCCCCGCACUCCCGCAUCAGCACCAAUUAACGGUCUGCCAUUUGUGCCUGCAUUCCUCCAAGGGGUGUGGUUUCAGAAGCCCCUCUACGACCGGGCGGAAGCGACGUUCUACCAGAACCUGUACCGUGUGACUGAGCUUCAAUCCACACCCAAUGACAAGCAAGUGUGCGCCGGGCAUCCACGUGCCCCUGUCGCUGACAAAGCCAAAUCGGAUAAGGCGAAGGAGAAGAAACCAAGCAAUGGUGGAGUCCAGAAAGGAAGCAGUGCAUUAUGUCACUUCCUGCAUGCAGACAGUGAGAGGGUUUGGCUAGAACGCAGUCGAUAUGCGGAGGCGGAAACUCGUUUCUACGAAGCCGUGACGACCAAAACCGGCUGUAGCUUAUCGCAGAAAAUGAGUGCAAUGGAGUGCUUGGCUCAAGAGAGGAUCUGGUUUGACAAAUCUCGAUACGACGAGGCUGAACGAAAGUUCUACGAGAGCAUGAACGGCCCCACACUACCGCCUCAGGACACGGGUGCUAAUAGUAUUCUUCAGGACAUCGCAAGAGCACGAGAGAACAUCCAGAAGUCUCUUGCUGGAUUGAAGACGACCUUGCAGCCAACUACAGGCUCCGCCCAUAAACCCCCAAACCCCUCCCACAGCCUCACUACGGCAGGAGGAAGUAGUGCCGAACAUGGGGAACUUCUCACACGCAUGAAGAAACUGGAACUGGAGAACCAAAGUCUACAAAAAAUGGUGGAGCAGUUGCGUUCUGUUGUCUCUAACCUGGAGAGCCGAGUCUCCGUCCUGGAAAAAAGACCAGCAGCCCCAGCGGCAGUGGUUAAUGGAAUUUCGUCUACCGCUCCUCCUCCUCCGCAGAAAACAGCUCCUGCGCCAGCAGAUGAUGAGGAUGACGAUGAUGACAUGGACCUGUUCGGCAGCGACGAUGAGGUGGACGAAGAGGCAGAGCGUCUCAAGGAGCAACGGCUUCAGGAAUACGCAGCCAAAAAGGCCAAAAAACCUGCCAUCAUCGCCAAAUCGUCCAUCCUGUUGGACGUCAAGCCGUGGGAUGACGAGACGGACAUGGCAAAGAUGGAGGAGUGUGUGAGAUCCAUCCAGGUCGACGGCUUGCUCUGGGGUGCCUCCAAACUGGUACCGGUUGGUUACGGUAUCAAGAAGCUGCAGAUCAACUGCGUGGUUGAAGAUGACAAGGUGGGAACAGACCUGCUGGAGGAGGAGAUCACCAAGUUUGAAGAUUAUGUCCAAAGUGUGGAUGUCGCAGCUUUCAAUAAGAUUUAAAGCACUACCAUACUUUUCCCAUAAACUCAUUCCUAUCUGCACUAGACAAGAUCCUCAUGAAAUAACAUUUGACAAUAAAGAGCCCUGACAUUAUUCUGUUUAUUUACUUUUUUUCUGUUGUGCUUUUGACUGUAAAAUUACCUACUCCUUUACAUCACAAAUAGUUACGUAUGAGCAGAACAAACCUAAACCAAAACAAAAUGUGCAGAUUUAUCUGUAGUUCUGACUUUUUUUUUUUUUUUAAUGACAUUAAUUUCAUUCAUCUGAAUGUGGAUUGAGUUAAAAUGUGCUCACUGUAGAUGCUCAGGAUCCAUGAUGCCUGUGAAAGGGUGAUAUUUGUAACUGUAGAAGAAUCCAGGGAAUAGCUAACAGGUUCUCUUGUGAUAAUUGUGUAGUCGUUCAUCGGCUGGUCCCAUCUCCUACAGCAUCAGAACUACUUUCCUCUCUCUUUCUUUAGACUAAUGAGGGUUUUUCCACACAUGAAAUAUUUCCCCUGGGUCAGUGUAAAUCCUGGGAUAGCAGAAUCCUGGGUUAUCUUUUCAGGCGUUUCACACUGCUUAUACUUUACCUGGGUUUUUACAAUUGAUCUUAGAUAUUCAGAAUCUGAUAUUUCACACUAUACAUCCUUAAAGCCUGGAUUAACCUUUUUACUUGUCACCGACGACCAUUUUGAUUAGUGAGGAAAAAAUAUUGUUGCAUUAAUUUAUCAUGUACCUGACCAGGCGUUUAUUGAAAUCCAUCUUCGGCUAAUUUUUCAGUAAUUUCUUAAAUACUUGGUUAUUUCUGACCGCCAUCCAAUUUGUCCUGACACUUCUGACCCUAACUAUAAAAAACAAAACAAAAGUCUCUUCUUUGCAUGUAAUUUCAUUUCAACUUGUUUUUGAUGUUAUUUGUUAUAUUUUUACCCACAAACUCUAUAUUUACUGUUUACACUACAAAUGGGAUUUCUUUGACUAUACAAAGCGGGACAUAUGAGACAUCCGCUGUGCAAUUUCUGAUCCAACCGUAACAUUCUAACUCUGCAUCGUUUCACACUGUAUCCGUUUGCCACCACAAUGCAGGGUUAACAGUGUAAACGCUUCGGAGAAGGGUUUCAUAACCCAGGGGUAAAAAGCGGCGCUAAUCCCUGCUUCUGAAUUACAAAGUGUGAAACGUUCCUCUACCUGGGGGCUUUUAGGAUGACGUUAACCUGGGAUUGAGGGUGCAGUGUGAAAAGCCCUAUAGUGAACUAUCCUGACAAAUAUUUGUAAUUGGAACACUACCAAAUAAAUUGCUGAAAAGAAAUACAGUAUAGUAAUAUUGAAGGAAAGUUGUUGAUGUAGAAUAUACCAUGUUCACUGUGUAGCUGUAUAGAGACGUAUUUUUUCCUAGUUUUAUUUAACGUAAUGUUAUGCCCAGUGCUUUGAAGAUCAGUGGAUAAAGCCUUACUUAAUUUCAGGAAAAUGACAAGGGACUAUAUCUGGAUUAUAUAUAUACACUUCAGAUUAAAACUGUAGAGAUCGCUUCAAUGAUUUCUGUGAGUGUGUGAAAGUCUGCCUGUAGACAGUACAGUAGCGUUCCCUGAGAUCAAGUUGUCCAGCCGUGAUGCUACAGACAUAAGAUCUGAUCUUUUCUCAUGGCCCAUUGAUAAACUAAAACACAUCAGCUGUACUCAGAAGUGACUGAUUUGUCUCUCUUUUUCUCUCAGGUACUGUCUUUUCCCUUGGUCUCUGUAUCUAUAAUAAACUGAAUUGACUGUGUU